This is a messenger RNA of Moneuplotes crassus, 892 nucleotides long. Lineage: Eukaryota; Ciliophora; Spirotrichea; Euplotida; Euplotidae. The record is from the annotation of a GenBank genome assembly.
AAUAAAUGGAAAGCAUUGCUAAAGUUAUUGAAGAAGAGGACACAGAGAUUAUCAGUCUAGAGAAGUCUAUCCUGGCCAAAACCAAGAGACAAGAUAUCACCAGAUGUCAGAGCAUUCUCUAUAAUGGUUUUCCAAGACUUAAAGAAAUUAAGCCAUUGGUUUCAGACUCUGGGGAAGCCUCAAGAAAUAAUUUCCUUUCCUUUUAUUGAAGCGAUCUUCGGGAUGUAAAGCUUGCAAGGAAUUUGAAACAUCUCAAAUUCUUUGAUACUUAUAGGAUUCUUUUUGUUCAUGUUGACUCUAAAAAUAGGCAUUUUGUAAAUUUCUUAGAAUCCUCAUUCCCAAAUAAAACUAAUGAUCUCGGUUUUUGCUCCAGGUAUGGAAUGGGUCUGGAUAGAUCAAAUUACUUAAACCCACUGCUCAGGCUCAGUUCUAAAGUCGUCCAAACAGUGUCAUUUCGAUCUUUCACCAUUGGCCUUCCCUCAUUGAAGAGACUGGUGGUAGCUUACAAGCAUGUCAGAGUGUUGAGGUUGAUCUGUUGCAAGUUAUCAAUUCCAAGUGUUCCAGACUUUUCAAAGGCUCUUACAAAUUGCCAAAUCCAGCAACUAGAUUUAGAAGGAACAGGAACAGCUGGUUUAAGUGGCUGUGGGAACAACUUUUAUCUAUUUAAGAACUUGAUACAAGGGUUAGCAAGUUCUCCAGAUUUAAGAUUGAGUCUUAAAGAGGUAGUAAUCUAUAAAUGAGGAGUAAGCCAAUCUGAAGCUGAACAGAUGUUUGAACAAAAUCUACUUGAAGGAGUUAAAAUAUUUCCAAGAUAUUAAAUUUUGGUUAAAUUUUAUCUUUUUACUGCAUAGGCUAAAAUGCUAUAAUUUCUCCAUAUUUGAGCCUUGGUGAC